UAACUCGCAGCAGGCUGCCAUGACCAGCCCGUCUCAGGGGAUCCACCAGCUCCUUCAGGCAGAAAAAAGGGCCAAGGACAAGCUAGAGGAAGCCAAGAAGAGAAAAGAGAAGCGAUUGAAGCAAGCUAAGGAGGAAGCCAGGGCAGAAAUCAACCGGUACCGAAUGCGGAGAGAUAAGGAGUUUCGGUUGAAACAGUCGAAGGUAAUGGGCUCUCAAAGUAGUCUCUCAGAAGAAGUAGAAGAGCAAACACUAGGGAAGAUAAAAGAAUUAAAUGGAAGCUACACCAAGUACAUGGAAAUCGUGUUGAAAGAGCUUUUGAACACUGUUUGUGACGUGAAGCCAGGAAUCCACGUGAACUAUAGAGCUAUUCACUAAAUGUGCACCUUACUGCUCAAUAAAUGGUAUGUGCAUGCCA
Suricata suricatta (meerkat) is the source of this 416-nucleotide messenger RNA. RefSeq names its product ATPase H+ transporting V1 subunit G3 (gene ATP6V1G3). Bases 20 to 376 code for a protein of 118 amino acids. The transcript is spliced from 3 exons. Lineage: Eukaryota; Metazoa; Chordata; Mammalia; Carnivora; Herpestidae. Gene Ontology annotation, cellular component: vacuolar proton-transporting V-type ATPase complex. The record is from RefSeq and is a predicted model, not a curated record. Gene Ontology annotation, molecular function: proton-transporting ATPase activity, rotational mechanism. Gene Ontology annotation, biological process: proton transmembrane transport.